UAUGUUAGUGAGUUUUACACUAAAUUCGCUAAAAUGAAAUCCAUUGCAAAAUAAUAAGAACUAUUCAAGUUUUAAAUUCCUACAAAGCAUCAAGUCUAUUACGUGUCAAAGAAAAAAUUAUCAUGUAUUUCAAAUAUGUUAAUAUCUUUUUAUUCUUGAUUUGUUUUUUACAAGUAGCAAACGCAGCAAGAUUUACUGAUGAGCAACUGCGAGAAAUUUAUGAUGGCGCCAAAGCGCUUAGCUUAAGACGGUCCCAAUUGCUAAAAUUGGAUGUUUCUAAAAAUUUUAAGGGAAGAGUUAACAGGUAUGAAGUAAGAUAUUACUUAUAUGAAGACGAAAAAUAUGAAAAAUAUCAACUAACACUUGAAAGCAUGCAAAAGAUAACAGAAAAAUUACCGCAGAUUGAUGCCGAUAUCACAUUCGAGGAAUAUGAAAAAAUUAUGAAUAGAGUAGAACUUGGUGAAGAUAUCUCAUUCUACGACUCUAAAGCUAUAUUAUGAAUAAAGUGGAUUUAUAAAUUAGCCGCCUCUAAGGCUAAAAAUUUACUACAACAUCCAACCGUCGUUCACUAUAUUCCAAAAGAAAAACUUAAGUGUAUAAUUUGUCUCUUAAAAAAAAUCACUUUACUAUGCUGAUAUCUUAUUUUUUAGUUGCUAUGUAUUUAUUUUUAAAUGGGUGUGUGGGUUAUUUUUGUUUUAAUCGAUUACUGUAUUAUUUGUGUAAUUUGUAAACGUUAUAUUC
Molecule: messenger RNA, 741 nt
Organism: Adelges cooleyi (spruce gall adelgid)
Lineage: Eukaryota; Metazoa; Arthropoda; Insecta; Hemiptera; Adelgidae
Exons: 5
Coding region: 123-500 (125 amino acids)
Source: RefSeq, a predicted model, not a curated record